This is a messenger RNA of Macadamia integrifolia, 931 nucleotides long. RefSeq names its product vacuolar iron transporter homolog 4-like. The record is from RefSeq and is a predicted model, not a curated record. Bases 70 to 732 code for a protein of 220 amino acids. Gene Ontology annotation, molecular function: iron ion transmembrane transporter activity; manganese ion transmembrane transporter activity. Gene Ontology annotation, cellular component: membrane. The transcript has a single exon. Lineage: Eukaryota; Viridiplantae; Streptophyta; Magnoliopsida; Proteales; Proteaceae. Gene Ontology annotation, biological process: intracellular manganese ion homeostasis.
GUGCCCUCCAUAAGCCUUCAUCUCCCUUCUUUUUCCUCAUCAACUCUCUUUAAUGGUUUCCUUCACUCCAUGGCACUAGCCCAACCUGCAGCUCCAUCUGAGGCUAAAGUUCUAACAAUUUCCAUCAAUGAUGUAGAGAGACAGAUGAGGGAAGAGCCCAAGGAGGAGUUCGACUACUCCCAAAGGUCACAAUGGCUUCGAGCUGCUGUUCUUGGAGCCAAUGAUGGGUUGGUCUCCACUGCAUCGUUGAUGAUGGGAGUAGGAGCUGUUAGACAAGACAUCAAGGCCAUGAUCAUCACUGGGUUCGCAGGGCUCGUCGCCGGUGCCUGUAGUAUGGCGAUCGGAGAGUUCGUGUCUGUUUACUCCCAGCUUGACAUUGAGAUGGCUAAGGUCAAGAGGGAGAGACAAAGCGUAGGUGCAAGAGAGAGCAUGAGUACUGAGGAGAAUGAGAAUCUGCCGAACCCGAUCCAGGCGGCGACGGCAUCGGCGCUUGCCUUCUCCAUUGGAGCCAUGAUGCCCCUGCUAUCAGCUUCAUUCGUAAGGGAUCAUAAGGUGAGGUUGGGGAUGGUAGCAGGAGUGUCAAGCUUUGCUUUGUUGAUGUUUGGAGGGGUAGGAGCUGUGUUGGGGAGGGCUCCUGUGGGAAGGUCUUGUGUUAGGGUAUUGAUUGGUGGGUGGCUAGCCAUGGCUAUAACCUUUGGCCUCACCAAGUUGAUUGGUUCAAGUGGACUAUAAGAAUUGAAUGGAGAAUAUAUGUGUGUUGUAGACUUGUAGUAGUUGUUCGUCUCUUUUUAUUUUGUUACUUUACUUUUCUGUUGUGGAGAUUGGAGAGUGAGUGCAUAGCAUACUUAUCACCAUGUAAGAGGAAGGAAAAAGCUCCAUUCUGUGGCUAUGGAAAGGCAAAAGUAUGAUGAUUUGCUUGCUUUUAUGUGAA